Molecule: messenger RNA, 903 nt
Organism: Ostertagia ostertagi
Lineage: Eukaryota; Metazoa; Nematoda; Chromadorea; Rhabditida; Trichostrongylidae
Source: the annotation of a GenBank genome assembly
CAGGUAUGGAAGCAUGCUCACAACACUCCUUCUGUUGAAAUUAAAGGUUCACGACUGAUAUCUCGACUCGCGUCCGGCCUGAAACCUCGAUAUCAUUUUGCUGGUAUGGGAGUCCACUACGAACGACAGCCCUACAGGAAUCACCGUGUUCUAUUAGAGCCAGCUCAGCACGUGACUAGAUUUAUUGGUUUGGCUCCAGUCGUCAACGACAAGAAGCAGAAAUGGCUUUAUGCCUUCAACAUUCAGCCGCUGCGCAAGAUGACUCGUGAUGAACUUACCGCCCAACCGCCUAACUCUUCAGAAUUUCCCUACAUGGACAUUCUUGAGAAAUUCAUGGCUGAGGAACAGCUCAAAAGAAACAAAACUUACAACGUUGUGGAUCGAUAUCGUUUCGAUAUGUCUGAAGAAAUUGAGGACAAGGUGGAUCGAGGUGGACGGAAACGGCGAAAGAAUGAUUUCCCUACUGGCGAAAAAGUGCCUGCAGCUCCGUGUUGGUUUUGUUUGUCGAAUGUGGACGUGGAAAAGCACUUGGUGGUCAGCGUGGGUGAUCUCUGUUAUGCUGCAAUGCCUAAAGGACCACUCGUGGAGGAUCAUGUCAUGGCUGGUAAGUCGCUAGUGUGCUUCGAGCGUAAUUACCGUACCCAACAUCUCCAAGUGCAAAUGGUACCGAUACCUAAAAGUGCCGUCAAAGCGUUGCGUGGAGCCUUUCUGAAUGCUGCUAAUCUUGCAGGAAUUGAACUCGUCGCAAUGGAUGAAAGUGAUCAGUUGACCGAUCUAGUAAACGAAGGAUGUCCGUACUUUUUCGUCGAAUUGCCAGAUGGUUCACGGCUGUUCACACGACAGAUGAAAAAUUUCCCAUUGCAAUUCGCUAGAGAGGUAUGCACUUUUGCUGGAUUCGUUUGA